Messenger RNA from Caenorhabditis sp. 36 PRJEB53466, 390 nucleotides. The record is from the annotation of a GenBank genome assembly. NCBI's taxonomy places the organism in Eukaryota, Metazoa, Nematoda, Chromadorea, Rhabditida, Rhabditidae.
AUGCCCUCGAAGAUUCUUCUGAUCCUCGGAGCUUUGGUGCUCCAGUCGGCCACCCAAGUGUACCCGAUGACGGAUAUCUAUGGAUUCUAUGGAUAUUUUACCGAACCUCCGCAUGCGAAGCAACGUGCCUGUGCACUGAAAGUCUGGCACCGACUCGAGCAGCUUUGCGGAACAUGUGACCCCGGUUCCGGUUAGUUUUAAAGGCUCAAUGAUACUUUUGAAUAGAUGAUCACUUAAAUUUCAGACAUGCUCGUUAGAAAGUGUUCAGAGGACAUUUCCGACGUCGAGAUCAUUGAAACUUGCUGUCCGCAUCGUGUGAACAUUGAAUCUUCAACGUCCAAUGGGACCACGGAACCCGAAAAACCCGCCAUCACUACCGAUGGACACUGA